CGGCGGUAGCCUACUCAGUUCGUUCGGUACUGAAGUCUGGGCACUAGCACUAGCACUUGUUUCCUUGGGAAGAAUAAUAUUGUUGAACCAUUUUCUUAGCGGGACCCAUGAGCGGGACGAAGGCUAUCUGCAGUUAACUAAUCCCAAUCGAUUUUUCGGUCCCAGAUCACCAUCUUUAAACAGCCAUGAAGUUCCGAUCAAAAAUGAUUGACGUGGGAUGUCUUAAUCACUUCACGCGUGUCGUGAACACGAUUGCUAAACUGAACAAGACCUGCGUCCUGCGACUCACUCCUGAUAACCUCUACUUUGUGCUCUCCGGGAAGGUGUCCAACGGCGGGGUUAGCAUGUGGUGCGAGUUAUUACAAGUGAACUUCUUUGAUGAAUAUCAGAUAGAGGGUGUAUCACCAGAUGCCAAUGAGAUAUGUCUGGAGUUGGCUCCAGAGAACAUAUCGAGAGCUCUGAAGACAGCCCAAAACGCCAAGUCCGUCAAAAUCAAACUAACCAAGAAACACUGCCCCUGUCUCACCCUUGCCGCAGAUCUGCCCUCGUUGUCCAGUGUGAGUCGUGUUGUCACGCACGAUAUCCCAGUGGAUGUCAUACCCCGACGUAUGUGGCACGACUUCAAAGAACCCAGCAUGCCAGACUUUGACGUCAGCAUAUAUUUGCCUCCUCUCAAAAUAAUGAAGAAUGUUGUGGACAGGAUGAAGAACCUGUCCAACUAUUUGGUCAUUGAAGCAAACCUCAGUGGUGAGAUGAAUCUGAAGAUUGAGACUGACUUGGUGUCCGUGACGACACACUUCAAAGACCUUGGGAACCCACCGUGGGGUGACGACGCAUCGCAGAGCCGGAGCCGUGACAUGGAGGCCAUGGCACACACUCGCGUGGACAUCAGGAAGCUGCAGCAGUUCCUCGCGGGCCAGCAGGUCAACCCCAGCAAAGCCAUGUGCAACAUCGUUCACAAGCGAAUUGUGCACUUGAUCUUGCUACACGAGGACGUAUCCCUGCAGUACUUCAUCCCUGCCGUGGCAUGAGUGGGCAUCUGGUGGGCUCUCCUCAUCCCUGCCGUGGCAUGAGCUGGCAUCUGGUGUGGUCUCUUUUGAAGUGUCCAGACCCUGGACGCUGCGUGUCCUGGAGAGGAGCCAUUCAGAGUGGGCGCAAGAUGACUAGAGUCUCGGCAGUGAUGUACUGCAUUCUCUGAUCUUUAAUGAGGCAGGAAGUUAGAUCUAUUGUUUACAAGCUUGCUGCUCUCAAGUGGAUGCUGCUGAUUUCUUUGCAUCAUUGCCAUUGUUCAAUUGCAUCAAGUGUGAUACUUGGGUGGAGUUCAAUACUACAGUGUAGAUAGCUUAUUGUAACUAUGUGAGUUUGAUGCUUUGAAUAACAAGUUGAUGCUAUAAGAUGCCCUGUUUAUAAAUAUGUAUUUAUUUCCUUUUCUAAAUAUUCCAAAAUAAGAUUGUUGUGCUUUCUAUAAAGAGUGUUUUGUUGACUUUCAAUUCUGAAUUAUCAAUAGCAAAAAAUAAAAUAAAAAAGUGGCAGCAAUGUAGAAGCUUUGUAAUGUCUUGCAUAAUUGUGGAUCAUGUUCAAAACUAUAUAAAAAGCCAGUCAAGGAUAGCAGUGGGAGAGGGGAGAGAAGAAACAAGAAUUUCUGUAACUGACUGUAGCAAUCAAUUGUAAUUACCCACUGCUUUCGGACCGACCGGGAAGAGUAGGUGAUUGUCUUGUAUUUAUAUCGCAAUGUUUA
Messenger RNA from Alosa alosa (allis shad), 1738 nucleotides. Its product is annotated as checkpoint protein HUS1-like. NCBI's taxonomy places the organism in Eukaryota, Metazoa, Chordata, Actinopteri, Clupeiformes, Clupeidae. Gene Ontology annotation, biological process: meiotic DNA integrity checkpoint signaling; mitotic DNA replication checkpoint signaling; mitotic intra-S DNA damage checkpoint signaling. Gene Ontology annotation, cellular component: checkpoint clamp complex; nucleolus; site of double-strand break. Bases 186 to 1031 code for a protein of 281 amino acids. The record is from RefSeq and is a predicted model, not a curated record. The transcript has 8 exons.